AUGAACGGGGAGACUUGCGUGUCCUAUUGCGAUAUGGCGAGUAUGGAUUCAUUUUAUAACUCAGCUCCCCAGGAGCAGCAGUCUCCCUUCCGAACAUUUCAGCCGAGUGACAAGUUUGGUCCCACCUUCCUGAACAACAAAGGCCAGAAUUAUGGGGAGAAGCCGAGGACCCCCUUCCAGCAGGAAUGCGAGCCAUUGGACAGCACUAUUCAAAACCCCAGCGCCGGCGAUAACGCAGUCUUUAACAAAUAUCUGUACAUGCAGGGAGCGGGCAGAGCUGCCAAAUCUCCGGCCCACACCAAGCUUCAAGAAAGCAGCCACAACGGCGCCUUGAUUCCCUGUUACGGUGACCUGUUCCAAUCUCCGACUAAGUGGAGGAAACGAGAACGCUUUGGACAGAUGCAGCAAGUCCGCAGUCAUUUCUCCACUGCCUAUGAAUUACCUAUUUUAACCAGGGAGAACUAUGCACAGAUACAAAACCCAUCUUGGAUUGGUAAUAAUGGUGCCUCCUCUCCUGUACCAGCUUGUGUUGUGCCCUGUGAAACGGUAACAUCUUGCAUGUCCCCACAUGCACAUGCACAUGCUCCAGGUGGGGUGUCUGACUUCCUGGGUGUUUCUGCCCCAGGCAGCCAUGUGGGACAGACACAUAUGGGUGGUCUCUUUGGCACCACUGGGCUCGGAGCUGCUAUCAACGCAUUUGACAUCAGUAAUGAACCAGAUCGAAAAUCGUCCAGCAUUGCAGCUUUAAGGAUGAAAGCCAAAGAGCACAGCGCUGCAAUAUCUUGGGCCACAUGACCGAUAUAACAGUAUAUAUUCAAACACUGAAAAUACUACAAUAUUACAUAAUGCUGGACUAAGGACAUAACGCAACAUGGAGAUUUAUA
Molecule: messenger RNA, 884 nt
Organism: Hemiscyllium ocellatum (epaulette shark)
Lineage: Eukaryota; Metazoa; Chordata; Chondrichthyes; Orectolobiformes; Hemiscylliidae
Product: homeobox protein aristaless-like 4
Exons: 4
Coding region: 1-795 (264 amino acids)
Biological process (GO): regulation of transcription by RNA polymerase II
Molecular function (GO): DNA-binding transcription activator activity, RNA polymerase II-specific; RNA polymerase II transcription regulatory region sequence-specific DNA binding
Source: RefSeq, a predicted model, not a curated record